AUGGACGGUCCACCAGGAUUGUCCGGCGCGUCACCCGCAACUCCCGCAACUAUCUCGGACCUCGUGAAGCACUCCCAUGAACCUCCUGACCACGUAAUGGCCUUCGAUUACACCGAACAGCUUCUCACCCCAGAGAACAGUCGUUCCGAAACCUCAAGCAAUAAUGAUAACGCGUCGAAUGAGGAAAAACCGACCGUACGCCGACAAUCUACACGUGUGACACGCGCUUCGCUGCGGGGAGCAGCUGACCUGGAUUUCGGCGCCGAGAUAGAACAUAAUGGGCACAAACAUUCUGCUGAGACUACAGAACAUGUUGUUUUGGACAAGCCUCCCGACAAUGGCGCGGCGCCGCGGGGGAAGAACCCGCGCGCCUCCCAUCUCCGCCAUAGUAUUGCAAUCAUGGAGUCGGCCUUGCAGGCCGAAACGAGUCUUACACAGGACGCUAUGGAUGUUGAUAAUCACCCUUUAGCUCCCAAUACGCCGAUCUCGGAGUCGUCGCAUGGAUCGCAUACUGACGAUGUGCCUGCCGCCUUGCCGCCCCGGACUCUACGUAAGCGCGUGGAGCAGGCAUUGGCUCGAGACAAAGGUUACGGCUCUGAGAAAGACUCCAAACCAGCUAGUGCGGAUAACGAAACACCUGUUAGGCGGUCGUCUCGUCUGAGCUUACUGGGUAAAGUCUCCGACCUGGCUGGCCGUGCUACCGGUGUUCUGGGCAAGCGCUCGACCAGCAUGAGGGAGAAUGCGAAGGAACCAGAUAGGAGGUCCAGUCUUCGACCUCGACGUUCAACUACCGCUAGAGAGGAACCUCCCGCCGAGCCGCCGACAAAGAAGCAACGUGUCUCUGUUAGCGCACCUGUAGACAAAGCGAAAUCAGAAUCGGACGCCUCCCAGGAGGAACCAACACCUCCAGAGGUUAUUACUCGAUUUAAAGAAAAGCGAUGGUUGACUCAUGGACUUUAUUCCGGGCAAGAAUAUACCAAUUUACGGCCAAGCCAGAAGAGGACCGAAAAGAGGAGAAAGAGCCACAAUACAAGUCAGCCCAACCAUCAGAGAAAGUAUCUGCCGCUUCCAAUGUUCGCUGGGGAGAGGUUGCUGCAGACGGGACGAGACUUCCAACUUCCUUUCGAUAUAUACUCGCCACUUCCUCCAGGCCAGCCUAAGCCAAAUGAGUGGAGAAAAACCAAUAAGAAUGUCUUCGUUGGAGAAGCAGGUAGCAUUUGGCGCGCGAACAAAGAGGAAGAGCUUUCAAAAUGUACCUGCAUGCCAGAGACCGGUUGCGAUCAAUUCUGUCAAAACCGCUACAUGUUCUAUGAAUGCGAUGACCGGAUUUGUGGCGUAGGCCCUGAGUGUGGCAAUCGGAACUUCGAAGAGCUCAAGCAGAGAGCUAAGGCUGGAGGCAAAUAUAACGUGGGUGUUGAGGUGAUCAAGACCCCAGAUCGUGGAUACGGCGUACGCAGUAACCGCACCUUUGAGCCGAACCAGAUCAUUGUGGAGUACACCGGCGAGAUUAUUACUCAAGCUGAGUGCGAGAAACGUAUGCGCACUAUAUACAAGAAGAACGAGAACAUGAUCAUUGAUGCUACUCGCGGAUCCAUUGCUCGCUUCGUGAACCAUGGCUGUGAGCCCAAUUGUCGAAUGGAGAAGUGGACUGUGGCAGGAAAGCCUCGUAUGGCCCUCUUCGCCGGUGAUCGAGGAAUCAUGACCGGGGAAGAAUUGACGUAUGACUACAACUUCGACCCAUAUUCUCAAAAGAACGUCCAACAAUGUCGGUGCGGUUCGUCUAAAUGCCGGGGUAUCUUAGGCCCUCGGAAGAGAGAAAAGGAACAACGAGCAGAGUUGAGAGCAGCUAAACUGAAGGAAAUCGCAGACGCGAAAAAGGCAAAAGCAGCAAAACGGAGAAAAGAGAACGCUCUGAAGAGAUCUCGUCCGCGCAAUAACAGGAAGGGAAGAGCCCUCGCCCCAUCCUCCAUUAAAUCUGGCGUCAAAAAGGCGGCGUCAAAAGCGCGUGGAGCUGUCUCCCGAAAAAUGCCUGCUGCUGCAACAUCGUCCAAGAAAAGCGCAUCUAAAAAGUCCACGAACGCCUCGAAACAGACGUCGACGAAGUCAAAGCGUAAUAUCAGAUUACCUACAAUAAAAGCACCGAAGGUAAAAGCAAAGAUCACAAGUCGCGUCCGAGCGCCAGCACAAACGACGAGAACCAAGGUGAAGAAGGCUUCAACUUCACCACCUAAAUCACGCAGCCGAGUGUCGGCCACGAAAACCACCAAGGCUGCCACCGCAGCGGAGAGCUCACCCGCCCGAAAACGACCAUUGAAAGCUAAAAAGGACAUUCUGAAUGGGGUUCGAGAAACGAUCAACAAGGGGACCACUAAGCAUUCCCAAAGAGCGAAAUCUUCUUCAUCCCGUACAACAGGGCGCUCUCCUAGGGCAAGGAAGUAG
Messenger RNA from Aspergillus nidulans FGSC A4, 2439 nucleotides. Its product is annotated as putative histone-lysine N-methyltransferase (Ash1). Gene Ontology annotation, biological process: chromatin remodeling. The record is from RefSeq and is a predicted model, not a curated record. Gene Ontology annotation, molecular function: histone methyltransferase activity. The transcript is spliced from 4 exons. Bases 1 to 2439 code for a protein of 812 amino acids. Gene Ontology annotation, cellular component: nucleus; chromosome. Lineage: Eukaryota; Fungi; Ascomycota; Eurotiomycetes; Eurotiales; Aspergillaceae.